Molecule: messenger RNA, 1944 nt
Organism: Candidozyma haemuli
Lineage: Eukaryota; Fungi; Ascomycota; Pichiomycetes; Serinales; Metschnikowiaceae
Exons: 1
Coding region: 1-1944 (647 amino acids)
Biological process (GO): transmembrane transport
Molecular function (GO): transmembrane transporter activity
Source: RefSeq, a predicted model, not a curated record
AUGGCUGCUGAAAACGACAACAAACAUGGAAGGCAUGAAGACCUUCUGGGUUCCGAAGGCGAAUCUUUGGAUAGGACCAGCGAGAAACGCAUCGAGUCGGAUAUUGAAUUGCAAGAGACCAAUUCUUCGCCAGUCCAAAGAGAAACAGAAGGAACUGCUCGUGUGGAUGUCGAUGCAGAGGUUAUUAGGGAUAGAGGUGUCUAUCGUGUGGAGGCGCUCAAGGAAGUCUUAUACUCACACACCAAGGGUCUUCAAAUGAGAAUAACGCUAGGUGUCUCUGUUCUUUUGUGUGCCUGGGCGUCCUCGUUGGAUUGGUCUGUCACUACCAGCUUGGAGCCAUGGGCUACCUCUGCCUUCAACCAACACUCUAUGGGACUUGGAACUCUUGCCAUUGCUGUCAAAAUCAUUGGUGCUAUCUCUAAACCUGUUUGGGCAAGGAUAGCCAACAUUGUGUCACGUCCAGCUACCUACAUGAUCUCCAUGGUGUUCUACAUUCUAGGCUAUGUCAUAGUUGCUUCUAGUAACACUAUUUCAGCGUACAUUGCUGGAUCUGCUUUGGCAGCUGCUGGAGAUUCUGGUGUCGUAUUUCUUAACAGGAUUAUUGUAGCUGACAUGACAUCAUUGAAGUGGAGAGCCCUUGCAACUUCCUCCUUGAGCACGCCAUACAUCAUCAACACUUGGUAUGCCGGGUAUAUUGUUCAGGAUCUAGGACCUACCGGCUGGAGAUGGGGUUACGGUAUGUUUUGUAUCAUCAUGCCAGUCGUUUUGUCUCCAGCUACUAUAAUCAUGUUUUGGUUCGAGAACAAGGCCCAUAAGCAUCUUGGUGAUGACAGGAACUUGAACUAUAAAACCGAAAUGGGCUUCAGAAAGAAUUGGAAGCUGCUCAUUUGGAGAGUGAUUCUUGAAGUCGAUGCGCUUGGAUUACUUGUUUUGGGAUUCUCCUUUUCUCUUCUUUUGUUGCCGUUCUCCUUGUACAAUAAUGCUGACGACCAUUGGAGGAACCCAAGCUUGAUCGCUAUGUUCGUUGUUGGUGGUAUUCUUCUUAUCUUCUUCAUCAUCUAUGAGUUCUACUUGGCGCCGUUCCCUAUCCUCCCUAAAAGAUGCUUGAACAGGACUCUUAUUGCUUCAAUCGUUAUUGACUUCAUUUAUCAGCUUGCGGGAAUGAUUCCUUCGGUUUAUACAUCUUCGUUUGCAUGGAUCGUCAAAAACUGGAGCAACAAGGAGUGGACGUACUUCAAUAACACCUUGACUAUGGCUCUUUGUGUAUUUGGCGUUGUGUCUGGUAUUUGUAUGAGGUUCACUCAUAGCUUCAAGAUUUACCAGUACUUCGGCAUAGUCUUAGCCAUAGUUGGUGCUGGAAUUAUGAUUGACGGUAGGACAGCCAGCGAUAGUACCGUUCGGUUGGUUUGGUCUCGUCUUCUUUCUGGUAUUGGGGGAGGUUUCAGUGUACCAGCAUCGAGUGUUGCGUUACAAGCUUCCAUCCCUCACAGAGACAUGGCAGUUUCCAUUUCAAUUUUGAGUUUGACUUCUUCUAUCGGUGCUUCAAUAGGUUCAGCAAUUUCCACAGCAAUUUGGCAGGGAAAAAUGGAAGCAGCCUUACGAAAGCAUAUGCCUUCGAGCGUUUCCAACGAGCAGGUGAAAAGCUUCUUCGCCAAUAUCAGCAAUCUCAGAGACUACGACUACGAUAGCGAUAUAAGACAAGGCGGUAUAAGAGCCUACAGGGAAGUGAAUUUCUACUUCUAUCCAAUUGCCCUUAGCUUGCAAGCCAUUCGCCUUGUAGCUGUUUACUUCCAAAGAAACUACUACCUUGGUGAUACUAAUAAUGCUGUUGAAGAUGAAGACGGUAACUUGAUCCCUGUCGAAAAGCAACAAAUGAAAGGGCAAGACGGAGAAAAGGGAGGAAAGAGGAAUUGGAAGAAGAUCUUGCUCAAUGUAGAUGGUUGA